UUCUCAGCUCUUGGGUAUCACAUUUACUCCUCUCCAUGCUAGAUCAGGCCGUCUUGUUAGAAUAGAGAGAAAUUCACGGUGAGAGGGUUCCUUGCCCAAUUCUUGUAGGUAAUGGACUAUUAAUUACACAACAGAUUCAUAAAUGUUCUUAAAUUCCAGCCAAAACGGAGAUUUUGAGAUAGGUCUGCAAGUUUGGAUGCUUCCUCACUGUCUACACAAGUGUCAGCAUCUCAUCUUUGUUCAAUUCUGAUGAGAAGUCUCUGUUUAAUUCUGUUGAGAUUGUAAUAUUUGUUAAGUAAUCUCUGUUCAGUUCUGUUAAGAGAUUGCAAUAUAAUUCGUUUGCUAUUCACACAUUUGUCGACUCUGUUUUGUUUGUGGUUACGGCUUGUAUGGAAUUCCAGUGUAAAGUUUUCCCUUACUAGAUUGGGAUUGGCAAUGCAACAUUGUUAAGCAGCAACAUCUGGGCAAAAUUGAGAUUGAUAUUCAAGCAGUUUUGAAGAUCUAAAACUGCAUUUUACUGCUUGUACAAAUGAUUAUUGGAUAUACUUAGAAAUUGUAGUACCAAAAGUUUGCCAUUUUAAAAGUUAUAAUCGCACAAAUAUGGAGAAACUCAUUAUACUGAAUAGUGUGUGUUGUGAUUGAAGAUCUUAUUUGCCCAUAACAUUAGUACCCGCUUCUUCUUAUCUCUUAAUACAAGCGAUUAUAUGCAUCUUACAGAAUUGGUGGCAAGCAGCUCUAGAUCAUCAAUGCUUAUUUCAUUUGUGUGAUCCUCAUUGAAAACUAUGGAAUUUUAUUACCAUCCUCUGUCACUUGACAGCCAAAAAGCAUGCCUGGUGAUGGAAGAGAAAAAUAUUAAGUGUGUUUUGCAUCAUGUAAAUCCUUUGAAGGCAAGGAACUUGGAUGCAGAGUAUUUCAGGCGAAAUCCUACUGGGAGUAUUCCUGUUCUAGUUGCUGGGGAACAAAUUUUGUGUGAACCACUGGCAAUUAUUCAGUAUCUUGCCAAUAUUGAAAAACCCUUAGGCAGUAACAGAGUAGAUCACGAAAAGGUUUGGGAGUGGCUAGAGAAGAUUUAUUCAUGGGACUCGAAACUCUUUACUUUAAGCCACUGCCCGAAUGAGGCUCUUCAUUUUUUUAGCAAAUUCAAAAGGCAAGUUGCAAUUUCACGCAUUGCAAAAUAUCCUGAUCUUGCAGAGAAGUACCAUAAACAACUUCAAGAAAUGCACUUUAUGGAGGAAAGAUUGAAGGACCAGGAUGCUUUGACUUCAAAUAAGAAUGAGCUUGUUAGCUUGCUGACUAUUUCUGAGAAUCAAUUGAAUCAUACUGAAUUUUUGGCUGGGUCUGAGUUUUCUGUGGCUGAUUGUGCAUUUAUUCCUAUACUUGCCAGAAUUGAGGUAUUGAAGUUGGACAAGGGAUACUUUCAUAAACGUCCUAGGCUUUUGUAUUACUUGGAGCAAAUGAAACAACGACCAAGUUAUCAAGCUGUUAUAGGUCCAUAUUCAACCACGUAUGGAAACAUGAAAGUUUUAUUGCCCUCGAUCUGUAACAUGAGCAUUAGGAGGAUGUUACAUAAAUAUUAGCAUCUCUCUUUGCAUUUUGUAUCAGCAGGCACUCGCGGAUAACACAGUGUGUCUGUUAGAAGGAGCUCCGAUCUUUGAAAAGCUCUACUUUCAAAGCUUUAAAGAUGCCUAAAUGAGAAUUUGUGCUCAUUAAAUAGAAAACUGCCCAACUCUCCUGGAAAUAGAUCCCUUGAUAAUUAAAAGGAUUAUGGCAGCUUUGGGAAACCUCUAUCCAUGGGCUGGAUUUUGCUGUCUUCACGGGUGUCAACAUCCUAAGGAUUUCUGUUGAGCGUUUGUUCUUUUUAAAUGUAAUUUACUGGUUGCAGUAUAUGCCAAGGAUUCCUUGGACUGUUUGUUCAUUCUACAUGCAAUAUAUUGGUUGCAGAAUUUGCAGAAUAGCAGCUAGCAAAUACAAACGAGCAAAUGAUUUCUGCAAGCUAUAGAAGCUUUCAUGUGUUGCCCUUUCUCUUUCUUGUUACACCUGAAGGCCUGUUGUCCUGUGUGUUAUACUAGAACAUUCUUCAUGUUUUUCUUUCUAAGAAGCCAUAUAAAAAACCAUUCAUCCAAUUGCCAUAGAGGAUUCUCUUGCAGCUUUCUUAU
Messenger RNA from Cryptomeria japonica (Japanese cedar), 2156 nucleotides. Its product is annotated as glutathione S-transferase TCHQD. Lineage: Eukaryota; Viridiplantae; Streptophyta; Pinopsida; Cupressales; Cupressaceae. The coding region runs from base 783 to 1577 and encodes 264 amino acids. The record is from RefSeq and is a predicted model, not a curated record. The transcript has 3 exons. Gene Ontology annotation, molecular function: glutathione transferase activity.